AUGAUUCUAUCUAAGCUUCUCUUCUGUGUUUUGGCGACAAUUGUCGCUGCUGCUCCUGCUGAGGAAGCUCCUGUGGCCCCAGUCGUAACCCUGUAUCAUGACCUUGGUUGGACUGGACUCCAGUUUGAUGUACGGAGCAUGAACACCUGUUUAAAAGUCACUGGCUCCCUCUAUGGCCAUGUGCAGUCAGCGAAACUGUGGCCAACUACGCCCCCUACUAGGUUUUGCACUCUGUAUUCAACAAAUAACUGCGAAUCUGACACUGCUAUUCUCUACGUUACUACGUCCAACAGCCCGGUCAAUAUCCGCCGCAACACUGAUGUACGGUCGGUCUUCUGUAAAGAUGUAAAGAAAUAA
Molecule: messenger RNA, 357 nt
Organism: Trichoderma virens Gv29-8
Lineage: Eukaryota; Fungi; Ascomycota; Sordariomycetes; Hypocreales; Hypocreaceae
Exons: 4
Coding region: 1-357 (118 amino acids)
Source: RefSeq, a predicted model, not a curated record